AGUCGCUGGCCGGGAAGGGCUGAGGCUCCCGUAACCCCGGCUGGGCGGGGGAGGGGGCGGGGCCGGAGCCCCCUGCGAGCGCGGGGUCGUGGUCCCGGCCCGGAGCGGGAGCCCCGGACGCGCUCGGCACCGCUGCUUCCGCCAGCAGGCCCCGCCCGGCCCGGCCCGGCGAUGGAGUUUCCGGACCUCGGGGCGCACUGUUCCGAGCCGAGCUGUCAGCGCCUGGAUUUUCUGCCGCUCAAGUGCGACGCCUGCUCCGGCAUCUUCUGCGCAGACCAUGUGGCCUACGCCCAGCAUCACUGUGGAUCCGCGUACCAAAAGGACAUCCAGGUACCUGUAUGCCCGCUCUGUAAUGUGCCUGUGCCUGUGGCCAGAGGGGAGCCCCCCGACCGCGCUGUCGGGGAGCACAUUGACCGAGACUGCCGCUCAGAUCCAGCCCAGCAAAAACGUAAGAUCUUCACCAAUAAGUGUGAACGCGCUGGCUGCCGGCAGCGAGAAAUGAUGAAACUGACCUGUGAGCGCUGCGGCCGGAACUUCUGCAUCAAGCACCGGCACCCACUGGACCAUGAUUGUUCUGGGCAGAGUCACCCAACCAGCCGGGCAGGACUUGCUGCCAUCUCCAGAGCACAAGGUCUAGCUUCUUCUACGAGCACCGUCCCCAGCCCAAGUCGAACGUUGCCUUCGUCUACCUCUCCCAGCAGAGCAACCACCCAGUCUCCAUCCCGGACAGCCCCUCCAGUGAUUGCCCUGCAGAAUGGCUUGAGUGAGGACGAGGCUCUGCAACGAGCCCUGGAACUGUCACUGGCAGAAACCAAACCCCAGGUCCCAAGUUCUCAGGAGGAAGAGGACUUAGCAUUAGCACAGGCGCUGUCAGCCAGUGAGGCAGAGUACCGGCAGCAGCAGGCCCAAAGCCGCAGCUUGAAGCCGUCCAACUGCAGCCUGUGCUAGGGCCCUGGGCUUGGGGAGGGAGGCUCAACUGAGGAGGACUGUGGCCCCCACACCUCUAGGGUACACUGGGAGAGGAGGCUGGGAGCAGCCAGGAGUGAAGACGAGCAGGCCACCUCCAGGGAGCAGCAGGAGCAGCAGCUUGUGGAGCGGAGCCUACAGAUGGCCCUGCUGGCCUCUCCAGCUGCAUAGGAGAGAGCAGUUACAACCGUUGGUGGUUGGGCCCUGGGAGAGUGCUGGCCAGGCCCCACGCAGGGCAGCCCCCUGCAUCGUGUCAUCCCCCUUUACGCUGGGGCUGCCCCCAUCUCUAGGGGCAAGGGGGUCCUGGAAGGAAUAAAGGAUCUUGGCAGUCAACAAGA
Messenger RNA from Canis lupus familiaris (dog), 1304 nucleotides. RefSeq names its product zinc finger AN1-type containing 2B (gene ZFAND2B). Lineage: Eukaryota; Metazoa; Chordata; Mammalia; Carnivora; Canidae. Gene Ontology annotation, biological process: proteasome-mediated ubiquitin-dependent protein catabolic process; protein targeting to ER. Gene Ontology annotation, cellular component: endoplasmic reticulum; cytoplasm. Gene Ontology annotation, molecular function: zinc ion binding. The record is from RefSeq and is a predicted model, not a curated record. The coding region runs from base 172 to 948 and encodes 258 amino acids. The transcript has 9 exons.